Aplosporella prunicola CBS 121167 is the source of this 1062-nucleotide messenger RNA. RefSeq lists its product as uncharacterized. Gene Ontology annotation, molecular function: double-stranded DNA binding. The transcript is spliced from 3 exons. Gene Ontology annotation, cellular component: nucleus. The coding region runs from base 1 to 1062 and encodes 353 amino acids. The record is from RefSeq and is a predicted model, not a curated record. Gene Ontology annotation, biological process: DNA replication; DNA damage response. Lineage: Eukaryota; Fungi; Ascomycota; Dothideomycetes; Botryosphaeriales; Aplosporellaceae.
AUGCCGCGCGCCGAGGUCGGCUCCACCAAAUGGCAGGCCAACAAGAUGAAGUCCAAGGGGCUGCAACGGCUGCGCUGGUACUGCCAGGCAUGCGAGCGCCAGAUGCGCGACGAGAACGGGUUCAAGUGCCAUGUCCAGAGCGAGAGCCAUGUGCGCCAGAUGAUGGUUAUCGGCGAAGAUCCGCGCCGCGCCAUCAACGACUAUAGCGGCCAGUUCCAGCGCGAUUUUCUGACGCUGUUGCGCACGGCGCAUGGCGAGAAGGCGCAGAACUUGAACCACUUUUAUCAGGAGUAUAUUCGGAACAAAGAGCACGUCCACAUGAACGCGACGCGCUGGCCCUCGCUCACCGAAUUCGGCAAGCACCUCGGGCGCGAGGGCAUCUGCCGCGUGUCCGAAGACGAAAAGGGCAACGGCCUGCUGGUGGCGUGGAUCGACAACUCGCCCGACGCGCUGCGCCGGCAGGCCGCGCUGCGCAAGAAGGAGCGCCAGGAGCGCGGCGACGAGGAGCGCGAGCUCAAGCAGAUCUCGGCGCAGAUUGAGAAGGCCAAGGCCGAGCGCGGCGACGACGGCGACGAAGAAGCCGGCGAAGAGGCCAGGAAACUCGAGCGCAGGGACGGCGAGCGCGUCGUCUUGAGCUUGAAGCCCGCGGCUGCGGCGCCGCCCAAGGCGGGGGGCAGUCCGCCGCUGCAACAAGUAGAUACUCCGACGACGACGGAUACCACGCCCGCGGCAACCACAUCAGAAACAUCGCCCGACAAGCCCGCAAACUCGCCUACGCCGCCCUCAACAGACGCCGCUCCCAGCACAUCCACCACCACAACCGCACCUCCCCCCGCAGCGACGAAGCCAGCAACGACAUUCAAGUUCGGCGCCGCGGCCUCGAAGCCCAAAAACGUCUUCAGCGCGAAGAACAACCCGCUCGCGGCCAAAAAGGUCGUCGUCAAGGAGGCGCCGAAGAAGAUGAGCGAGGCGGAGCGGAUUAUGAAGGAGGAGUUGGAGCGGAAGCGUGCGCGUGAGAGUGGGCAGGGGGGUGGGGGGAAGCGGCAGAGGGUUGCGCUGUGA